AUGACACACUUUCUCUCCUUUCUGCUCCCAUCGCCUCUUCGGGUCUCCGGACUCCAGCCCCGGCCGCGCCAGCCCCUGCGGCCGGGCAGCCGGACAGUGGGCGCGGGGCGCGGGAGGCAGCCGGCGGCCUGCGCGGAGGAGGCGUCCGCGCCCGCGGAGCAUGAGCGCCCAGAUCCCAGCUAUCUCAACUCCAGAUGCAUCAGGAGACUGGCUUGAAGGAAGACAAGAUCCAGCCGGAAAGUACAAACAGCAGACUUCAAUAGUAGCUUAGCAGCUCCUGUUUAUUGAACAUCUACUACAUGCCAGCUCAGAAGAUGCCCGGCCUCCCUGAAGCAUGAGGUGCCUGAUUCCUGGAAAAAAACUGGGAUUCUGUUAGCAGGAAGAGCAAGGGGCAUGGUGCCGAUGAGUGACAGCGGUGUCUGCCACAAGCUUGGGAAAGAACUGUUGCAUCGCAUUCGUAGGAUGUCAACUCUUUGAAGAGAAUAAAGAGACCACUGCAGAAGCACGUGGAGAGAGGUCCUGGGAGGCUCUUUGAUUGACCUCGCUGGGGUUUAUGUCAGCGAGGAGGCUGGCCGGGGAUGGAUGACGACAUGGAGACCCUCAAGGACGAGGAGGACGCCCUGUGGGAGAACGUGGAGUGCAACCGGCACAUGCUGAGUCGCUACAUCAACCCGGCCAAGCUCACCCCCUACCUGCGCCAGUGCAAGGUCAUCGAUGAGCAAGACGAAGAUGAAGUGCUUAACGCGCCCAUGCUGCCGUCCAAGAUCAACCGGGCAGGCCGACUGUUGGACAUUCUACACACCAAAGGGCAAAGAGGCUAUGUGGUCUUCUUGGAGAGCCUGGAGUUUUACUACCCAGAACUGUACAAGCUGGUGACGGGGAAGGAGCCCACCCGGAGGUUCUCCACCAUCGUGGUGGAGGAGGGCCACGAGGGCCUCACGCACUUCUUGAUGAACGAGGUCAUCAAGCUGCAGCAGCAGAUGAAGGCCAAAGACCUCCAGCGCUGCGAGCUGCUGGCCAAGGCGCGGCAGCUGGAGGACGAGAAGAAGCAGCUGACGCUGACCCGGGUGGAGCUGCUGACCUUCCAGGAGCGGUACUAUAAGAUGAAGGAAGAGCGGGACGGCUACAACGAGGAGCUGGUCAAGGUCAAGGACGACAACUACACCUUGGCCAUGCGCUACGCCCAGCUCAGCGAAGAGAAAAACAUGGCCGUGAUGCGAAGCCGGGACCUCCAACUCGAGAUCGAUCAACUCAAGCACCGAUUGAAUAAGAUGGAGGAGGAAUGUAAGCUGGAGAGAAAUCAGUCACUGAAACUGAAGAAUGACAUUGAGAAUCGGCCCAAGAAGGAGCAGGUCCUGGAAUUGGAGCGGGAGAAUGAGAUGCUCAAGACCAAGAUCCAGGAGCUGCAGUCCAUCAUCCAGGCCGGCAAACGCAGCCUGCCAGACUCAGACAAGGCCAUCCUGGACAUCCUGGAGCACGACCGGAAAGAGGCACUGGAGGACCGGCAGGAGCUUGUCAACAAAAUCUACAACUUGCAGGAGGAGGUCCGCCAGGCAGAGGAGCUUCGAGACAAGUACUUGGAGGAAAAGGAAGACCUGGAGCUCAGGUGCUCGACCCUGGGGAAAGACUGUGAAAUGUACAAGCACCGUAUGAACACGGUCAUGCUGCAGCUGGAGGAGGUGGAACGGGAGCGGGACCAGGCCUUCCAUUCCCGAGACGAAGCGCAGACUCAGUACUCGCAGUGCUUGAUCGAGAAAGACAAGUACCGGAAACAGAUCCGGGAGCUGGAGGAGAAGAACGACGAGAUGAGGAUCGAGAUGGUGCGGCGGGAAGCCUGCAUCGUCAACCUGGAGAGCAAGCUCCGGCGCCUCUCCAAGGACAACGGCAGCCUCGACCAGAGUCUGCCCAGGAACCUGCCAGCCACCAUCAUCUCGCAGAACUUUGGGGACGCCAGCCCCAGGGUUAACGGUCAAGAGGCUGAUGAUUCUUCCACCUCGGAGGAGUCACCUGAAGACAGCAAGUACUUCCUGCCCUACCACCCGCCCCGGCGCAGGAUGAACCUGAAGGGCAUCCAGCUGCAGAGAGCCAAAUCCCCCAUCAGCCUGAAGCGAGCGUCGGAUUUUCAAGGCAAGGGACAUGAAGACAGGGAUGCCAGCCCCAGCUCCUCCCACUCUCUGCCCAUCACCAGCUCCUUCUCCAAGAUGCAGCCCCAUCGGAGCCGCAGCAGUAUCAUGUCCAUCACUGCCGAGCCCCCGGGAAACGACUCCAUCGUCAGGCGCUGUAAGGAGGAUGCCCCGCUCCGCAGCACAGUCGAAGAAGACAACGACAGUGGUGGGUUCGACGCCUUGGACCUGGACGACGACAGUCACGAGCGCAGCUCCUUUGGUCCACCGUCCAUCCACUCCUCCUCCUCGUCCCACCAGUCUGAAGGCCUAGAUGCCUACGACCUGGAGCAGGUCAACCUCAUGUUUAGGAAAUUCUCACUUGAAAGACCCUUCCGGCCCUCGGUCACAUCCGUGGGGCACGUGCGGGGCCCUGGACCCUCAGUGCAGCACACAACGCUGAACGGUGACAGCCUCAUCACCCAGCUCACCCUGCUGGGGGGCAACGCCCGCGGCAGCUUCAUCCACUCAGUCAAGCCGGGCUCCCUGGCCGAGAAGGCAGGACUCCGAGAGGGCCACCAGCUGCUGCUGCUGGAAGGCUGCAUCAAAGGCGAGAGGCAGAGUGUCCCCUUGGACUCGUGCACAAAGGAGGAGGCCCGCUGGACCAUCCAGAGGUGCAGUGGCCCGGUCACCCUGCACUACAAGGUCAACCAAGAAGGGUACCGGAAGCUACUGAGAGACAUGGAGGAGGGUCUGAUCACCUCGGGGGACUCGUUCUACAUCCGGCUGAACCUGAACAUCUGCAGCCAGCUGGACGCCUGCUCCAUGUCCCUGAGGUGUGACGACGUCGUACACGUCAGGGACACCAUGUACCAGGACAGGCACGAGUGGCUGUGUGCCCGGGUCGACCCUUUCACGGACCAUGACCUGGACACAGGCACCAUACCCAGCUACAGCCGAGCCCAGCAGCUGCUCCUGGUCAAGCUGCAGCGACUGAUGCACCGGGGCAGCCGAGAUGAGCCGGACACCACCCACCACACCCUGAGGGCGCUCCGGAACACCCUGCAGCCCGAAGAGCCACUUGCCACCAGCGACCCCCGGGUCAGCCCCCGCCUCUCCAGAGCCAGUUUCUUCUUUGGUCAGCUGCUUCAGUUUGUCAGCAGGUCAGAAAACAAGUACAAGCGAAUGAACAGCAACGAGCGCGUCCGCAUCAUCUCGGGGAGCCCUAUGGGGAGCCUGGCCCGGUCCUCGCUGGAUGCCUCGAAGCUGCUGACCGAAAAGCACGAGGAGAUGGACCCCGAGAGCGAGCUCAGUAAGGGCCUCAGCCUCAUCCCCUACAGCCUGGUGCGUGCCUUCUACUGCGAGCGCCGCAGGCCCGUCCUCUUCACGCCCACCAUACUGGCCAAGACGCUGGUGCAGAAGCUGCUCAACUCUGGGGGCGCCAUGGAGUUCACGAUAUGCAAGUCAGAUAUUGUCACAAGAGAUGAGUUCCUCAAAAAGCAGAAGACAGAAACCAUCAUCUACUCCCGGGAGAAGAACCCCAACACCUUUGAAUGUAUCGUUCCCGCCAACAUCGAAGCCGUGGCAGCCAAGAAUAAGCACUGCCUGCUGGAGGCGGGCAUCAGCUGCGUGCGAGACCUGAUCAAGUGCAAGAUCUACCCCAUCGUGCUUUUCAUCCGGGUGUCCGAGAAGAAUACCAAGAGGUUCAGGAAGCUGCUGCCCCGGCCGGAGACGGAGGAGGAAUUCCUGCGCGUGUGCCGGCUGAAGGAGAAGGAGCUGGAGGCCCUGCCCUGCCUCUACGCCACCGUGGAGGCCGAGAUGUGGGGCAACCUGGAGGAGCUGCUGCGCGUCAUCAAGGACAAGAUUGGCGAGGAGCAGCGCAAGACCAUCUGGGUGGACGAGGACCAGCUGUGAGGCCCAGCGCCCCGAGUCUGAGCAGAGCCGCAGGAGCCGAGGGGGCAUCCCGAUGCCCCAGCCUGGGGCCGUGUGCUGGUGUCCCUCCAGGGAGCCCUGGGUGCAGACGUGGCCAGGGACAGACACAGCUAGGGAGGUGCAGGGCAUAGCCGAUUCCAUUUGAGCCCGUCCUGCCCAGUGGUCAGGCCCUGCUGGCAUUAGCAGAAGGACUGCCUGAGGCCAGCAGGCCCCUCAGAAACCAGAGCAGCAGGUGAAUGUAAUACGUAACGCCUGGGACAGGUGCGCUACCCUAGGGCAGGGCCCAGCAAGCAGGGCGGCUGCCAGCCCUGGGCACAAGCAUCCUCCUGGGCAGGACAGGUCUGGGGGAGUCAACAUGUGCUACGUGGUUAUUUUUCUUGCAUUAAAAUUUCUAGUCCUUUUAUUCAUUUAAAAAAAAAUUUUUUUUUAAUUUAAAUGUUUCAGAGGUUAGUCCCUCACAGUUCUCCUCAGUGGAACACCACUCCCAGCAAGCUCAGCGUAGGCGCAGAAGUGGCUCAGGCCCUGCGUUCAGGUACUGGGUGCAGGACGGUGGCCUUGUCCCCUGGACACUCCUGAUUCACAGCCAGGUUUGGGUGUCCUCACUUAGAGCACCUGCCUGGACUCAGGGCAUCCUGGUCUGGAGAGUGCGGGGUCCUCUCUGGGAAGGACCCAGCCUUCCAUAGUGGCCCAGGAGGACUGAGGCCAUGCUCCUCCCCAGAGAGUCACCACCAGCAUCUCUGUCCUCUGCAUUUGCUGUUCCUGCAUCCUGGGAUUCAGGAGGGGUCUGGGGGUGAGGCCCUCCAGUGGGCUUGCUCCCCCGGGCCCAGGAGCUGGAGGUGCAAGAGGGCAGUGCUUCCCAUCACCAUCAGCAGCUAAUGCCCUGCAAUUCUGAACCUGACUGGCACAACCACACCAGGCCAGGUGGUGGCCUCGGCUGAGCAGGGAGUGGGCAGGAACUAGGGGAGCAACUGCGAGUAGACAACCCAGCAUCCCCAUUGCCUCCCUAACAGAAUCCUGAUUUUAUUCUGAGAAUCUAUGUGCACAGCUAAACAUCCAUACGUCCUAGCUUUCCUUGUAGCUAAGAUUCAUUAAGGAAACAAGGAAAAGUUUGGGGGAGAAACUCCAGUUUUCUGCCUGCAAUGCAGACAUGAUGACUGGAGCCCCAGCAGUCAUCUUGGAAUUUUGAGGUGACCAUGUAAAUGGGAAAUCCCACUCAGAGGUUGGUGGAACCGAAAGAUAGAAGGAGACCGAGUCACCGGUGACACCCGAGAGCCCAGGACCGCUGCCCAGGUUUCUUUUACAUGGGACAGAAAUCAAUUUUUAUCUUGUGUUAAGUGGCUAUUUCAGUUCUCCAUUACCCGUAGCCUAGAGCAAUUCCUAACAGACCCAGGAAACCCCCUUUUCUUUAUGACUGCAAAUGCCAUGGGUUGAUCUUCUGCGAGGUUUUUGCCACAUAAUCAAGAUAGGAUUUGUUCAUAGAAGAACUGUAUUAAUAAAUAUCUCCUCCUAAAAAACA
Molecule: messenger RNA, 5550 nt
Organism: Ictidomys tridecemlineatus (thirteen-lined ground squirrel)
Lineage: Eukaryota; Metazoa; Chordata; Mammalia; Rodentia; Sciuridae
Gene: Card11
Product: caspase recruitment domain family member 11
Biological process (GO): regulation of apoptotic process; positive regulation of canonical NF-kappaB signal transduction
Cellular component (GO): cytoplasm
Molecular function (GO): CARD domain binding
Source: RefSeq, a predicted model, not a curated record